Plectropomus leopardus (leopard coralgrouper) is the source of this 2574-nucleotide messenger RNA. RefSeq names its product ring finger protein 13 (gene rnf13). The record is from RefSeq and is a predicted model, not a curated record. Gene Ontology annotation, molecular function: zinc ion binding. Lineage: Eukaryota; Metazoa; Chordata; Actinopteri; Perciformes; Serranidae.
GAGUGAGGAGCGGUGCAUGUGGCGGAAGUCAGCGCUCUCACAUGAAAGAAGAAGCUAGCGGACGGGAUUAAACUGUAACGUUUAUGUACAUAUUCUCUCACCAAACGUUCAAACGGGAUGAAGUCCAGCCGCGAUCGCCACUGUUGUACAUGUUUCUUGGCACGAUACAUUGCGGAGGAGAGCGAUGUCACUGCCAGCAGCUAAAUUCCCGGACAAUAUAAACCUCCAGGCAGCGAUAAAGGUGUGACAACAACAGGCGGUGUACAGCAGCUCCACUGCAGGCCAGUGUGCGUGGUCAUCCGUGUGUGUGUGUGUGUGUGUGUGUGUGUGUGUGUGUGUUUAUGGUUGUGUAUGUUUAUGAGUGACUGGCACAACAGCUGGGGGUUGUAACGUGAUGCCAAGAUGCUGCUGUCCCUGGGAAUGCUGAUGCUGUCGGCCACGCAGAUUUACACCAUUUUCACUGUUCAGCUCUUCGCCUUCCUCAAUCUGCUGCCUGUGGAGGCCGAUAUUGCCGCGUACUCAUUUGACAACAAAACAGAGACAUUUGAGGACCUGCCUGCACGGUUUGGUUAUCGGCUACCCAGCGAUGGACUGAAGGGCUUCCUCAUUGGGGCAAGGCCAGAAAAUGCGUGUGAACCUAUUGAGCCCCCUCCGAGGGACAAUUUGACAGGCGCCUUCAUUGUCCUCAUCAAGCGCUUUGACUGCAACUUUGACAUCAAGGUCCUCAAUGCCCAGAAAGCCGGGUACAAAGCAGCCAUUGUUCACAAUGUGGACUCCGAUGACUUAAUCAGCAUGGGAUCCAAUGAUCUGGAUGUCAUGAAGCAGAUAGAUAUCCCUUCUGUGUUUGUGAGCGAGGAAACCGCCAACUCUCUGAAAGAAGACUUUGUUUUUGACAAGGGGGGCCAUGUGGUCCUCAUGCCAGACUUCAGCCUGCCGCUGGAAUACUACCUGAUCCCUUUCCUCAUCAUCGUGGGAAUCUGCCUCAUCCUCAUUGUUGUUUUCAUGAUCACCAAGUUUGUCCAGGAUCGACACCGGGCUCGUAGGAGCCGCCUGCGCAAAGAUCAGCUGAAGAAACUUCCCAUCCACAAGUACAAGAAAGGGGACAACUAUGAUGUGUGCGCCAUCUGCCUGGACGAAUAUGAAGAAGGUGACAAACUCCGAGUCCUGCCGUGUUCUCAUGCCUACCACAGUAAGUGUGUGGACCCCUGGCUGACCAAAACUAAGAAAACAUGUCCCGUGUGUAAGCAGAAAGUAGUGCCUUCGCACGGGGACUCCGACUCGGACUCAGAGGAGGGGGAGAGUGGCCCCGAAGAGAACGAGGAGGCAUCAGAGAGCACCCCUCUGCUGCGCUCCCUGGCCUCCACCAGCGCCCACUCCUUCGGCACCAUGUCGGGAGCGUCACGCUCGGAGCAAGACCAGGAAUCCUCUGACUACGAGGACGACGAGCUGGACAGCAGCGACAGCGAGGAAGAGGUCACCGUGGAGACUGUGGUGGUGCAGAUGCAGCAGCCCUGCUCUGAGGGCCACGAGCACGACCUGCCACGAGCUUGACUUGAUUGUUGAUAAAGUCCCCGACCUCACAGACUUUUGUUGGGGGGUCACGAAACAGUUUCAUCUUUACAGUUUUUCUGUCACUGCUUACAAGACAUUGUAAUGUAUCCUCUCUGCAAAGUUUAAGUUUCAUUUUGAUUUACGGAUAAAGUGCUGGUUUUCGACUGUGUGACACAAAGUCAGUAGCAUUUCUGAGGGCCGCUCAGCAGAUUUGUUAAAAGUAGUGACACUGAUGUACAGUAGACUUUUAUACUGUACGCUACUUGAUCAUGAAAGAAAAGAUGACACACAGAUGAGUGGAAAAGUGACACAAGAUCACACUUGUUCAGUAAAAGUACUGUGUAUAUAAAAAGUAUAAAUCACAAUAAGUUACUUCUUUGAUUAUCUCCUAUACUACAUGCUCAAGACGAUGAGGAAGUUUCAUUACUGUACAUACAUGUUCACACUGACACUCCUAUGCAGCAUCCUUUUUGUAAAAAUUUACCUAACAUUCAGCAAGUAUAGAAACAUUUAAAGCCACAGCAAUAUGGUUUUGCCAAUUUAUUUUCUAGCCUGAUGUAUGCAGGAGCCUAGGCGCUCCUGUCUGUGUUUUGUGCCACGGUUUAUCUGUUACAGUUCACACUAAGAGAAGCCAAACCAGAAUGAGAAACACAUCUAAAGCAAAGGAUGUAAUCUCCAUGUGACGUCACAUUAAGGAACGGAGAGACACUUGAGUGGAAAUAAUGUCCACACUGCCUGUGGUAAACUUCUUCUGGCUGCUCCGGACCUAUCACUCCAUUUAACACACACGGUUGUUGGUUGAUAGGCCUUGUAGUACACAUUUAACUGACCUUAUCUCAUUUUAAUACAGUUUAUAGUAAAUAAUCUUUUUUUUUCUUUUUGUAACAUGGCUUGAUUUUGUUUUAUGUUCAUGAAACCUGUUGCCUUUUUCAGUUGAUGUAUUUUGUCUUGUUAGUGUUUUCCUGCUCAUGUAUGUCUCUUCUCAAUACAAAUUCACUUCAAUAAAAUGAAAAUGACACCUGA